CGAUUCCUGCAUCCGCUCUUCGCCCGAUUUGCUCACCGUCCUCCUCAAGAAAGGUUGCUACCAUGGCGGUCGCUUCCCCUUCCUCCCCCCAAACCCUAGACCCUAACGCCGACAGUUCCGACGCUGGAAACGUCCCUUCCUCGGCCCCCGCCGAUCCCUCCUCCGCACCUCCUCGCGCUCCCGGAGAAACCCCCGCCUCGAAUCCGUCCAACCCCAUCCCUAGCCCCUCCCCCGUGGCUCCUCCGCCGCCGGCGGUCCCGUCCUUCGCGCCGUCCUUCCGGCCCCUGGGCGCCCCUCCCGUCCCUCAUUACUCCGCGGUCCCGAAUCCGAUGGCGCAGAACCCUACUUUCCAGGCUCCUGGCAUCCAGCCGCCGGGGGUCCCAGCCCCGGCCUUGAUGAUGCCUCCCGGUGCAGCGAGCGGAGGGCUGCCAGCUCGGCCAGGUGUUCCUUACCAGGUGCACGGCCAGCCUCCGGGGGCGGCGCCUAUGCCCUACGGUCAAGUCGGAAAUGGUUAUAUGGCGAUGCCUACACCACAGGGUCCGAUGGGGAUGCCUCCUCCGGAUAUUUUCUGCUAUUCUGCAGGAAUGCCCCGGUACCCUGCACCUUACCCAACAAUGAUUCGUCCUGGAUUUCCUCCACGUCCAAUUCCACCAGCCGGCGUGAUUCCACAAAUACCAAGGCCUCCUAUUCCAAGUAUUCGUGGUGUACCACCUGUAGUAACUCCUAUUAUCCGGCCCUUUAUACCUAUUGUUGCACCUGCAGAGAAGCCACAAACCACUGUUUAUGUUGGCAAGAUUGCUUCCACAGUAGAAAAUGAAUUUCUCCUUUCAAUUCUCACGCUUUGUGGACCUGUGAAGAGUUGGAAACGUGCUCAAGAUCCUUCUGAUGGUACUCCUAAAGGUUUUGGAUUUUGCGAAUUUGAGUCUGCUGAAGGAGUUCUUCGUUCAUUACGCUUGCUUAGUAAAUUGAACAUUGAUGGGCAAGAAUUGGUGCUGAAUAUAAACCAAGCCACCAGGGAAUAUCUUGAGCGAUAUGUUGAAAAGAAAAGGGAGAAGAUUAAAGAAGCAGAAACUGGAGGUCCUACAAAGGAAAGUAAUAGUAAAGAAGGUUCUGAAACACAAGAUCCUGCAAAACCAGUUGAAGAAGGAACCAAGAAAGAUUCAGAAGAUUCUGGGGAUAACGAAAACCAGGAUAGCAGCAAGAAAUUUGGUAUCGUCACAGAUGAAGACCGUGAGGCUGACAGAGAAGCUCUAGAGAAGCUAACAAAUAUGAUAGAGGAGAGAUUAAAGAACAAACCAUUGCCUCCCCCGCCUAUAGAUGGGUCUGCUAAGUCGACAUGUGAAGUAGGUUCCAAAUCGAGGGAUGGGGAUUCUGAUAUUGAUGUUGUCAGAAGUGAUGCUGCUGAAGAUAAAAAUGAUGAUGAAACCACAAGUGAAAACAAGCCUGGAACUGAAAGUGACAAGCCUGAAACCAGUUCACCUGAUAAAUCCAGGAGGCAUGAUAGGAGCAGAGAAAGAGAUAGAGAGCGUGACUUGAAACGGGAUAAGGAAAGGGAGCUAGAGAGAGUUGAGCGAGAACGAGAAAGAGAGAGAGUUAGAAGGGAGAGGGAAAGGGAAUUGAAGGUAAGGGAGGCUGAGCGAUUGUACAAGGACCGUCUGAAGGAGUGGGAAUCUAGAGAGCGAGAAAAAGAGUACCAGCGUCAGUAUGAGAAGGAACGGGAGAAGGAAAGAGAACGGGAACGUCGGAGAGAGAUUUUGAGGCAGGAAGAGGAAAGUAGUGGUGAUGACGAUGAUGACUCAAGGAAAAGAAGACGCAGGAGUGUUAUACUUGAGGAGAGAAGGAGAAAGAGGCAGCGGGAGAAGGAAGAGGAUUUGGAUGAUAGAUCGAAAGAAGAGGAGGAAAUUGCUGAGGCUAAGAGGAGGGCAUUGGAGGAGCAGCAAUUAAAACUUGACUCAAGGUCUCCUGAUCAGAUGAUUAUUGAGGAUGAAAAUCCUAUUGUGCAAGAAGAAGAGAAUUUUGUUGAAAUAAAGCAAAUUGCUUCAGUCCAAGCUACUGAGGUUUCUGGAAACACUAUUAAUAAUGAUGGAAUUUUUAGAAACAGCAGUGCUGAUGACCUUAAUAUGGUGCCAGUUGCAACCUCAGACACCAAGCAGAACAACAAUAUUCCAGCUCGGAAACUUGGGUUUGGUCUAAUAGGCUCAGGAAAACGAACAACUGUUCCCUCUGUUUUCCAUGAGGAGGAUGAUGAGGAUGUGGAUGAGAAAAAAAUGAGACCACUUGUGCCAAUUGAUUACUCCACCGAGGAACUACAGGCUGUCCAGAUAAAUGCAUCUGCACCACAACCAAAUUUGGUGGCUGCUUCUGAAUUCGCAAAGCGCAUCUCUGGUGUCAACCCAAAAGAGGAGAAGUCUGAUGUGGAUAGGGAAAGAAAUAGACGUUCUAGUGACAAACUGAGCCUGAGAGAGCGAGAUCGUAAUGAUGAUGACAGUAGUCGUUUCAAAGAUGAAAGCAGGGAGAAGAUGCAUGAAAAGAAUGUUGAUCGGGAAAAGGGUCGAGAAGAUAAGCAAAAAACUGAAAACAAGAAGCUUUUGGAUGCGAAGCAGUUGAUCGACAUGAUCCCGAAGACUAAGGAAGAGCUGUUUGUCUAUGAAAUUAAUUGGGAUGUGUACGACAAGCAUGAGUUGCAUGAGAGGAUGAGACCAUGGAUUUCAAAGAAGAUAACCGAGUUUCUUGGAGAGGAGGAAGCUACUUUGGUGGACUAUAUUGUUUCUUGUAUCAAAGAUCACAUACAAGCAUCGACAAUGCUAGAAAUGCUUCAGUCUAUUCUGGAUGACGAGGCAGAAAUGUUCGUCCUCAAAAUGUGGAGAAUGUUGAUAUUCGAAAUCAAGAAAGUCGAAACCGGUUUAUCUGUGAAAUCAAAAUCCUAGGCUGCAGGUUAUAUCUCUCUCAGUUUCGUAAAUUGUUAAUGUUUGUCAAAUCUUCUUCAGUAGCCUUAGAUUCUGUGUCUGUAGACAACAAUAUUCUCCGAGUUAUUGCGUAUCCGGUACUAAUCACUUUGUACGGCAAUCAAACAAGGAUUUAUGCCUCUAAUUAAAAGGGGUUUUCAUUUUUUUUC
Molecule: messenger RNA, 3115 nt
Organism: Musa acuminata AAA Group (dessert banana)
Lineage: Eukaryota; Viridiplantae; Streptophyta; Magnoliopsida; Zingiberales; Musaceae
Product: RNA-binding motif protein 25-like
Exons: 7
Coding region: 63-2927 (954 amino acids)
Biological process (GO): mRNA processing
Molecular function (GO): RNA binding
Source: RefSeq, a predicted model, not a curated record